AUGUCUAUGUCCACACCUAUGCCCACGCCCACUUCCCUCGACACCAAAAAAAUGCCACCAAAGGAGAAAAAGAAUAAGGAUGACAGACCUUAUAAAUGUACAUUUUGUGAUAAGGCUUUCCAUAGAUUAGAACAUCAAACUAGACAUAUUAGAACCCACACGGGAGAAAAGCCUCAUGCUUGUACAUUUCCAGGUUGUGUUAAACGAUUCAGUAGAUCCGAUGAAUUAACUAGACAUUUAAGAAUUCAUACCAAUCCAAGUUCAAGGAAACGGAAAAAUAAGAAUCAAAAUAUGAUGAUUAAUCCCAAUGCUACUACAGCUACAACUACAGGACCUGCGGGUAUGGCCAUUCCAACCAGUAAUUUACCUCCUGGUUCUUAUGCUAUACCUAAUACAGCUAUUCCAUUUUCUAUAGAUCGUAAUGGAAAUCAUGUAUAUCAUCAACCUUAUCCAGUAUAUUUUGUGCCUCAUGCUAAUGGUUAUAUGCAACCAAUGGUACAAACUCAAGGAGUUACAGUUGUUCCUAAUACUGAUCAGCAACAGCAACAAUAUUACCAACAACAACAACAACAAUACCAAUUUCAAGAACGUCCACAACAUCAACAACAGCAACAAACAAAUAUUGGAACCAAUAAUCAUUUGCAACAAAAUGGAUCGGCAGUAUUUUCAUUACCUUCAUCACCAACUAUGGCAUCGGCUCAAACACCAAAUUCAGGUACAAGUUCAUCAUCUGAAAGUAUUAAAUUAGCUCCAUUGUCAAUACCAAACAACAUAUCUCGUUCACAACAACAACAACAACAGCAGCAACAACAACAAAUUCCUAAAUCGGAAUCUUCAACUAGCCUAUAUUCCGAUGGUAAUAAAUUAUUCAGUAGACCAAAUUCAACAUUACAUUCAUUGGGUUCAUCUCCAGAAAACAAUAAUGCCCUGGGUCCAUUAAGUGGAGUUCCAACUCCAUCAUUUUCUAAUUUGAAUGAUUAUUUCCAACAAAAAAGUAACAGUAAUAAUUCUCGAUUAUUUAAUGCUAGUUCAUCAUCAUUGAGUUCAUUGAGUGGAAAAAUAAGAUCUUCUUCAUCGACUAAUUUAGCUGGUUUACAAAGAUUAACUCCAUUAACUAGUACUACAAACAAUACAAACAACACAACAACAUCUAAUACUACUAAUAAUAAUAUGACAAAACCAAGUAUAAUACCAAAACAACCAUCUUCUACAUCAUUAAAUUUAGAAUUUUAUAAUGGCAACAAUCAACAACAACAGAAUUAUCACACUCAUAAGAAAUCUCGACCAAAUUCACCAUCACAAACCCCAAUUCAUUUAUCAAGUUCACGUAAAAGCGCUAAUAAUCUGUUUAUAAUAUCACCUAAUGAAACCCCAUUACAAACUCCAUUACAAUCACCACAAUUAAAACCAUAUCAAGAUCAACCACCAACUAAUGUCAAUAUCAAUGUUAGUGCACCAUCAGAUACAUUUAUUGGAACUGCUGUUACUGAAAAAUUAAAUAAUAUUAGUAGUAUUGCUGGUAAUGGAACACAAUUACCACCAAUUAGAUCAGUAUUAAGUUUUACUUCAUUGGUUGAUUAUCCUGAUCCUAAACAAAAAAAUGUUGCUCCACCAGUAGUAGAUACUACUAAUGUUGCUAGAGGUGAAACUAAUGGAAGUAAUGGUAAUAAUUCAAAUGCUAAACCAAUGAGUUUAACCAAUUUAUUAAGUUAA
Molecule: messenger RNA, 1713 nt
Organism: Candida albicans SC5314
Lineage: Eukaryota; Fungi; Ascomycota; Pichiomycetes; Serinales; Debaryomycetaceae
Gene: MIG1
Product: transcription factor
Exons: 1
Coding region: 1-1713 (570 amino acids)
Cellular component (GO): cytoplasm; nucleus
Molecular function (GO): RNA polymerase II cis-regulatory region sequence-specific DNA binding
Source: RefSeq, a predicted model, not a curated record